AUGGCAUUCUUCAGCAGCAGACGUGUGGUUGCACUCGCUCUUUUCGUGGGCCUGUCAGGCAGCGUUGACGCGGCGCCGAUUGUCGCAGAGGAUCUCAGUGUUGAGAGAUUCUUGGCCAAGGAAGUGUCUGCAGAGGAAGGCUAUGUCGGUGCUAUGUCUCCCAUCGACGCGGACGAUGCAGUGGAGGGUCGGGACGACAAGGACAGGGGGAGUGACAAGGAUAAGAAGCAGCAUUCCCCUCCGCCCAAAACAACUACCACCACGCUUCCGCCCACGACAACGACAACCACCAAGCGGCCGCCUUCGAAGCACAUUCCAGCUCCGCCAAUGAAGCACAUUCCUGCUCCCCCAGCAAAGCGCAUUCCUGCUCCCCCAGCAAAGCACAUUCCCGCUCCGCCAACGAAGCACAUUCCUGCUCCUCCAGCAAAGCACAUUCCUGCUCCCCCCACGAAGCAGGUGCCAGUGCCGCCCGUCAAAGGAGCACCAGUCCCCGUCCCUGUUCCCAGUCCCGUGAUGACAAAAGCGAAAUUCAAGAAGCUCUUGCUGCUUCUUAUGCUCGGCUCGCAACGUUUUAAGAAGAUCAUGUCGGAUGAGGACCACAAUGGGGUGGCCGAGCUUAUUCGCGAUUAUGAUUCCGGCAAGCUCGAAGACCUAGAGCACAUGCUCUGGGAGUCUUACCAGGAGAGCGCAGGGACAGACGAAGACUUCUCUGCUUUCUUUCGACAGCUGCAAGAUGCCGCUUCGGCGUAG
Molecule: messenger RNA, 750 nt
Organism: Neospora caninum
Lineage: Eukaryota; Apicomplexa; Conoidasida; Eucoccidiorida; Sarcocystidae
Exons: 1
Coding region: 1-750 (249 amino acids)
Source: RefSeq, a predicted model, not a curated record